CAAUCGCUUCGUAAUGUUUGGGAAACCACCUUCUCCCUGGUCUCCUACAAGCCACAUAAAUUAUAAAUUCUUCGUCCCCAAAAAAUACUCGAUCCGAUUCCCAACAAAUUCAGGUUCUCUCGUUAUCCUUUGCUGUAAAUAGCCCCUGAUUUCGAUCAACGGGGUAUUUCCUCAAUUAGGGUUUCUGGGGUUGUCAUAAAUUUGGGGAUUUGUAAUAUUUUAGCUUAAAGAUAGGAUCUUUGUGGCAGAAGCCUGUUUCUCUUUAUAAAUCUUUCCCCCCCUUUUCACGACUGUCCAGAAUAAUUGAUACAGUAGUUGGUUAUCCCUCCCUCAAAAGAUAUUCUUUUUACUUUGUGGGCAUCGAAUCUUUUUAAGUUACCGUUUUUGUUAGAUUCCACAAUUAUUGAAGGUGCUAUAUAUUUCAUAUGAAUUGUUGAUUCCACAACGCUAGAGAUGAUUGAAUCAAUUGCUGCAACAUCCCUUUUAGGCUAUACUCCGGUUCUAGGGCCUUGUUUGAGAAAUGUUUCUGGGAAACAGUUUCCGAGAGUUGGAGUGAUUAAGGCCCAGGCGAUGGAGUUAGCAAAAGAACCCAAUCGGUAUACAGAAAGAGAGCGAUUUCCCGAUAGUUUAGAGGAUCUGAAACCGGCUUCCUGGCCACCUAAGAACAAGGCUGAUAACCCGUUGUUACAUAACCCGUUAGCCCGGCAAGAAAGAAUGGGUUGUGGUUGGUUAGGUGCAAUUUUUGAGUGGGAAGGAGUAUUGAUAGAAGAUAAUCCGGAUUUUGAAAAACAGGCAUGGCUUGCACUUGCAGAAGAAGAAGGCAAAUACCCGCCUCCGGCUUUUGUUCUUAAGAGAAUUCAAGGCAUGAAAAACGAGCAAGCGAUUUCAGAAGUUUUAUGUUGGUCAAGAGAUCCAUCUCAACUGAAACGAAUGGCUUCAAGGAAAGAAGAGAUUCACCAAGCUUUACAAGGUGGGGUUUAUAGGUUUCGUGAUGGGUCCCAUGAGUUUGUGAAUGUUUUAACCCGUCACAAGAUCCCAGUGGCUUUAGUCUCGAUCCGCCCACGAAAGAAUCUUGAGGAAGCAAUUGUGGCGAUUGGAAUCGAAGGUGUUUUUAAUGUUGUGGUGACGGCAGAUGAUGUUUAUAGAGGGAAACCUGAUCCGGAAAUGUUUGUUUAUGCAGCUCAGCUUUUGCAGUUCAUACCCGAAAGGUGUAUUGUGUUUGGGAAUUCGAAUCUAACAAUAGAAGCAGCUCAUGAUGCUAAAAUGAAGUGUGUGGCUGUAGCUAGUAAGCAUCCUGUUUAUGAGCUUACUGCUGCUGAUUUGGUGGUCAGACAGCUUGACGAACUGUCGGUUGUUGACUUAAAGAAUCUUGCUGAUAUUGAGUUGACUGAGUUUGGGUCAACGCCUGAAUUGGAAAUGGAGGUUGAGGAAGAAGAUGAUCAACUCCCACCUCCAUCAGCAGCCAUUGAUGAUGGUUUCUGGUAACUAUGUAACUUGGUAUAGUAGUUUAUUGUUAAAAUCCAAAUUGGCAAUGACCAGUGUAUAAAUAUGAAUUUUGGAAACCUGAAUUUAGAAUGUAAAGAUAUGGAAAUGGGUGAUCUUGCUCUAUAUGGAUCUUUGAUAUAUGUAUAGAAAGUUACUUUGGGUUAUCAAAGAUGGUCUUUGAAAUGUUCAGUAUUUAUAUUCACCAAUGAAAUUGUCUUCCACUAA
This is a messenger RNA of Helianthus annuus (common sunflower), 1710 nucleotides long. RefSeq names its product 5-amino-6-(5-phospho-D-ribitylamino)uracil phosphatase, chloroplastic-like. NCBI's taxonomy places the organism in Eukaryota, Viridiplantae, Streptophyta, Magnoliopsida, Asterales, Asteraceae. The transcript has a single exon. The record is from RefSeq and is a predicted model, not a curated record. The coding region runs from base 454 to 1485 and encodes 343 amino acids.